Enhydra lutris kenyoni (northern sea otter) is the source of this 1420-nucleotide messenger RNA. Its product is annotated as inhibitor of growth family member 2. Gene Ontology annotation, cellular component: nucleus. Bases 427 to 1269 code for a protein of 280 amino acids. The transcript is spliced from 2 exons. The record is from RefSeq and is a predicted model, not a curated record. Lineage: Eukaryota; Metazoa; Chordata; Mammalia; Carnivora; Mustelidae. Gene Ontology annotation, biological process: positive regulation of DNA-templated transcription.
GGCACGGAGGGUGAUUGGGAGGAAAGGCGGCAGCGAGGGGCUUGUCAUGGGGAUCCGUGCUACGUGACGGCAUUGGUAGCAUCUGGGGACUCUGAGGGGGACAGUAAGUGUCAACGCCCGGGACCCCGGCGCCGGGUUCGCCGGGGGAUCCCCGCUGCUCUAGUCUUGGGAGGGAGGGGAAAAAGGAGGGAGCCCUGAUCUCGCCCCGCCCCUGGGCUUGUUACCGCGGGGGCGGGGAGUGAGGGCUUCUUUUGGGGGGAGUGGAGAUCGGGGGACUCGGCUGUGCCCUCUUGAGCGGCUGCCGGUGUCCCCGCGGCGCCGGGCUGCCGAGCGGAGGAGCCGCGGCGGCCGUGGCUGUUGCAUGUGUGGCUGCUGGAUGCGGAGGCGGCGGCGGCGGCGGCGGCGAGGAGCAGCAGCGGCGGCAGGAUGUUAGGGCAGCAGCAGCAACAACUAUACUCGUCGGCCGCGCUCCUGACCGGGGAGCGGAGCCGGCUCCUCACCUGCUACGUGCAGGACUACCUCGAGUGUGUGGAGUCGCUGCCCCACGACAUGCAGAGGAACGUGUCUGUGCUUCGAGAGCUGGACAACAAAUAUCAAGAAACAUUAAAGGAAAUUGAUGAUGUCUAUGAAAAAUAUAAGAAAGAAGAGGAUUCAAACCAGAAGAAACGCCUACAGCAGCAUCUGCAGAGAGCAUUAAUCAAUAGUCAAGAAUUGGGAGAUGAGAAAAUUCAGAUUGUCACACAGAUGCUCGAACUGGUGGAAAAUCGGGCCAGGCAAAUGGAGUUGCAUUCACAGUGUUUUCAAGAUCCUGCUGAAGGUGAACGGGCCUCGGAUAAGGCGAAGAUGGAUUCCAGCCAACCGGAAAGAUCUUCAAGAAGACCCCGCAGACAGCGAACCAGUGAAAGCCGUGAUUUAUGUCACAUGACGAAUGGGAUUGAAGACUGUGACGAUCAGCCACCUAAAGAAAAGAAAUCCAAGUCAGCCAAGAAAAAGAAACGCUCCAAGGCCAAGCAGGAAAGGGAAGCAUCGCCUGUUGAGUUUGCAAUAGAUCCCAAUGAACCUACAUACUGUUUAUGUAACCAAGUGUCUUACGGGGAAAUGAUCGGAUGUGACAAUGAACAGUGUCCAAUUGAAUGGUUUCACUUUUCGUGUGUUUCGCUUACCUAUAAACCAAAGGGGAAGUGGUAUUGCCCAAAGUGCAGGGGAGAUAAUGAGAAAACAAUGGACAGAAGUACUGACAAGGCAAAAAAGGAUAGACGAUCGAGGUAGUAAAUGCCAUCCACGUUUUAAAAGGUUAUUUGUCUUUUAUAUAAUUCUUUCAGAAUUUACUUUCGGAAAAUGUUUUAGGGUAAAUGCAUAAGACUAUGCAAUAAUUUUUAAUCAUUAGUAUUAAUGGUGUAUUAAAAGUUGUUGUACUUUG